AUGGCGGAGGGGGUGUUGAGCGCCGGCGUCAACCUGGAGGCCUUCGCCCAGGCUAUCGCGGCCAUCCAGGCGCUGCGCUCCAGCGUGACGCGCGUCUUCGACUGCCUGAAGGACGGCCGGCGGAACAAGGAGGCGUUGGAGGGGCGCGAGAAGGGCUUCGUCGCCAGCUUCCAGGAGAGCCUCCUCUCCGUCAGCCGGGACCUGGGUGAACUGGAACGUCUAAGUAACCUUGUAGGCAAGCCGUCUGAGAACCAUCCUCUCCACAAUAGUGGACUGUUGAGUUUAGAUCCUGUGCAGGACAAAACACCACUCUACAGUCAACUGCUUCAGGCCUACAAAUGGUCAAAUAAGUUGCAAUACCAUGCAGGGCUGGCAUCUGGCCUUUUGAAUCAGCAAUCUUUGAAACGGUCUGCCAACCAGAUGGGAGUUUCUGCCAAACGAAGGCCAAAAGCCCAGCCUACCACCUUGGUAUUACCACCUCAGUACGUGGAUGAUGUGAUCAGCCGCAUUGAUAGAAUGUUUCCUGAAAUGUCCAUCCACUUAUCCAGACCAAAUGGGACCUCUGCAAUGCUACUGGUCUCCUUAGGAAAAGUGUUGAAAGUCAUCGUGGUCAUGCGCAGCCUCUUCAUCGACCGGACCAUUGUCAAGGGGUAUCACGAAAACGUCUACACGGAAGACGGCAAGCUUGACAUAUGGUCCAAGUCCAACUAUCAGGUGUUUCAGAAGGUAACCGAUCAUGCGACGACUGCCUUGCUACAUUACCAGUUGCCUCAGAUGCCGGAUGUGGUGGUCAGGUCCUUCAUGACCUGGCUAAGAAGUUACAUAAAGCUAUUCCAGGCUCCGUGCCAGCGCUGCGGAAAGUUUUUGCAAGACGGCCUACCACCCACGUGGCGGGAUUUCCGGACGCUGGAAGCCUUCCACGACACGUGUAGGCAGUAGCGCAAGGGAGAGGCUGAUGGGAUGCCAAGGGCCUGAGGGAUGGUCCACCUUCCUGCUGCCUUUCAAAAUACCUGCAGUCGCAUUUUCUCCUCUACCGAGAUCAGCUUUUGCAUGUCAAAAGGUGCGCUAAAGCAUUUGAUAGUGGGCAAUUCUAACCUGUUCCGUGACAUUGACUUAGUUCAACUAAGCGCAAGGGGGCUAAAAGGGGUGUGAGGCCGCUGUCCAUGACCGCCUUUCGGAAUGCUGGAUUCCGGUACUGAGGUUUUCCGUUGGGAUCAACCAGCAUCAUCGCUUGUCACGAAUCCCAAAUGCCUUUUCGGAGGUUGUGCCGUAUAGGUUUUGUCACCAUAUUACAGUUCAGUCUAGCAGCUAUUUUUGUAUGAAUAAAAGUUGAUCCUCAA
Messenger RNA from Elgaria multicarinata webbii, 1340 nucleotides. RefSeq names its product mediator complex subunit 27 (gene MED27). Gene Ontology annotation, molecular function: transcription coactivator activity. Gene Ontology annotation, cellular component: mediator complex. The record is from RefSeq and is a predicted model, not a curated record. Lineage: Eukaryota; Metazoa; Chordata; Lepidosauria; Squamata; Anguidae. Gene Ontology annotation, biological process: regulation of transcription by RNA polymerase II. The transcript has 8 exons. The coding region runs from base 1 to 939 and encodes 312 amino acids.